AUGGCUGAGAGCAAGCGGUUUGAUACGAAGAGCACAGGCUGCCUUGAAGGCCUGUUCAACUUCCUUGCCCUCAACCAACGGCUGCAAAUGCCGAAGAUGAUUGCCUACCAAAAACACAGCGAAGGAAGUAGAGUGAAAGUCCCAAAGCCCAAAACUAGCAGUGAAAAAGAUGAAAAUAUCCCGUUGCAGAAGGAAACUAAUAGUGACUCUCAAACUGGUAAGUCCCACAUGUUCAUAUGGAGGACACUCAUGUUCAAGAAAAAAACACCCGGGAAAGACAAAAAGAAGAGCAGCUCGCCAGCCAGCUCCCCAUCCUCAUCACGUCUUCUGCGCUCCAGAUCAAUCCAUCACUCGAAAUGCUUUGAUUAUGAGGUUCCUGAUGAGUUAGCUGCACAUUAUCAUGCAAUGAACAACUCGGGCUCCAUUGAGAUGGAUUCUUCUCACAGUGAACCACCACCACUGUCACAUGAGAUUCCACAACAUCCCAAUGUGCAAGAGCCCUCCAGGGCUUGUGGCAGCAUGGAUGGCAAAGAUAGCAUAGAUCUGGAGGCACCCUGUGAGACAGCACCUGGAAAUCUCACUGGAGGGUCAUCAGGGAAACGUAACCCUAUAUUUGAUCGGAGUGACAAUGAGAAAAGCAGGAGGUCAGAAAUCCAAAGGUCACCCUCGAGACCUACCGCUGACCUGGAAGCUGCAAAAGUCAUUAGUACAAGAAUGCCUACUGGUGUUGACAGCUCCGCAGUUUCUCUUGCAGAAUCAAGGAGCCUGAAGAAAGCUGGAACAGCUUCAAACCAUUUUAAAGCUAUCAGUAGAAAGAUCAAAGAUGUCGUAAUGUUUUCAAGUCGUCCGAUUAAUCGCGAUUAAUCAUGAUUAAUCGUCCUAAUCGGUCCCUGCUGACUGAUUAGGGGUACCGUCGACUUGUACAAGUCGUCUGAUUAAUCGCGAUUAAUCGUGAUUAAUCGUCCUAGUCGGUCCCAUGGCGACUAGGUUCGACUGGACGACUUGAAAACAUUGGUCGUAAGGGAGAACCGGAAGGAGCUUGCUCGGAUUACCAAGGAUGGAGUUUUCCACAAACUGCCAUAUGGCCAAAAAAUGUCUGGAUUGACUAGGGGCUCCUCCACGGAGAAGUUUGUCCAGGAGGAGAAACAAAUGCGAAGAUCAUAUUCUAUUGCAGAAUCAGUAGACAAGUAUUCAACACUUUAUGAGUCAAUCUCGAGGGACUCAAGAAUUUCUCCAGAAAGAUUAAACAUAACAAUGGAAGGCUGUGCAAGCUUAAAUGAUAAGAAGAUGCCAAUGGGCCUCAAAAGAAUAACUUCUCUUCCAGAGAUGCGGUUAUGUUCAUCUCACCAAGAGGCCCUGCCUGAAGUUUCAGCUUCUCGGAUUGGGUCCAAGACUUGCAAUGUGGAAUCUGAUCACUUUUCUUCACAUGGAACUGAUGCCUUCAUUAUCUGUGCAGAAGGAAAUUUCUAUCCUGAUGAUAUCACAGAACAAUCAGAAAAUAUUCACAUUGAAUUAAAUUGUGGAGAUUCAGAGCAACCAUUCGAAAACUUGCAGCUUGAGGACGAGGACUGGUUAGUCAAGCCACCACUGUCUGCAGGAGCAUAUGCUGCCAAUUUCAAUGAUGAAGAAUGGCUGGUCACACCACUGAAGCACUCUGGUGUCAUGAAUGGUAUUGAUCGUGAGGAUGAAGAGUGGUUAGUUAAGGUGACACAACUGUCUGGUGCCAAGGAUGUUGAUCUUGAAGAUGAAGAGUGGCUAGUCAAGUCAGGGCAGCCCAAAACUAACGAUGCUUUGGAUUCGGAUUUUCGCUUCAUACACGAGUUUUCUGAACAAGGUGCUGUGGAACCCUUGCACAUUUAUGUCAGUGACAAGAACGAGGCUGAUUUCCAGUAUGUCAAGGAUAUCCUCAAGAAAUCAGGAUUCAGCUGCGGCGAUGUCGACUGGUACGCAUCCAAUCAGCCAGUCAGCCCUGUGGAGCUCAGCAUGGCAAGCGAUGAGCCGCACAGUAUUGUCAGGCGCAUGCUCCUGUUUGAUCUCAUCAACGAGGUCCUGCUGGACAUCUAUGACUCUUCGCUUGUCAUCGGCCCAUGGCACUCACGCUUCGACCUGCGAACCAGACCCAUUCCCAUGGGGUAUCAUGUCCUUGAGGAGGUGUGGGCGAAGGUGAGCUGCUACCUGAGCCUGCAUUGGAAGGAAGGCCAGACAGUGGAGGACAUUGUGGCACAUGAUCUUAUGAGGAAGGACAGCUGGAUGAACCUGGUAUAUGACGCGGAGUGCACCGCGUUGGACAUGGAGGAUCUGAUGGAGGACCUGCUGGAUGAUGUUGUCAUUCAGAUAGUGUUAGAAUCAAUUGAUGAAUGA
Molecule: messenger RNA, 2361 nt
Organism: Miscanthus lutarioriparius
Lineage: Eukaryota; Viridiplantae; Streptophyta; Magnoliopsida; Poales; Poaceae
Source: the annotation of a GenBank genome assembly